Molecule: messenger RNA, 2007 nt
Organism: Didymella exigua CBS 183.55
Lineage: Eukaryota; Fungi; Ascomycota; Dothideomycetes; Pleosporales; Didymellaceae
Exons: 3
Coding region: 1-1764 (587 amino acids)
Biological process (GO): positive regulation of transcription by RNA polymerase II
Cellular component (GO): nucleus
Molecular function (GO): transcription cis-regulatory region binding; DNA-binding transcription factor activity
Source: RefSeq, a predicted model, not a curated record
AUGGAUGCAGACAGGAGGCUGACUAAAGCCCUGGAAGUAGCCAGUGAUGCUCUGCAGCACCUGUCCAUGUCGCCAGACUUCUCUUGCCUCGACUGUACCCACAUCGACCGGUUGGUGGGGCGAGUCGUCGACCUACCAACCGAGGGCAACCAGAGAAACAGUAGGCGAAACCUCCUGGUCAUAAGGCAAUGGAUGAUCACGGAAGGUCCAGGCGUGGUGCUCCUGGAAGUCCUUGGUCAGCUGUACUGGCGCCUGGGCGAGCUCAACAGCAAGCAGUUUGAGAAGUUCAAGGCGACGCUUCAGCAACAGCAGCCUUACUUGUCGCUCAUCCAGGACACUGCCGCUGUCACCCUGGUUCUGCAGAGGUUGCAGCAUAUCCAGAGAGUGAAGGCGGAAGCGUGUCAGGAUUUCCUGUGCGAGCUGUCUGAUCUGACCGGACUGAAAGCAGUCGACUCUCCAACAGCUGAGAGAGAUGUCUCUAGGUCGAGGUCGAGGUCCGGCAGUCCUUUUACACCGGGAUCGACCCACUCCUUCGACAGCGGUUCGUCGCAAGAGACCGGCUUUACGAGUCUGGUCAAGUACGUGCCGUCGCCGAGUGCGUGGGCGGGCGACAUGGAACAGCUCCUGAUUGACUUUUACCUCAAUGGGAUAUGUCCCGGGCGCACUGUUGCGACGCAGUCGAACGGCUACAUGUCGCUGCUCCAGGUGGCAACGACCUGUCCCAGCACGCGCUUUGCUCUGCUCAGUCUAUCCGCCUCGUACAUAUCCGAGUACUUGCCUUCGCAGAAGGACCUGUAUCAACACGCCGAGCUGUACUACUCGACACAAGCUCUGCAGGCGCUCGCGACGCAGAUCGCGAACGGCGACGACUACAACGGCGCGCUGGCCACGAGCAUGCUGCUCAUGCACCACGGCGCUGUCAACAGCUCGCCAGACGCGCCGCUGUGCUGGUCGUGCCACGCGAAUGUCUUCGACAUCAUCCCCGACAGCAUGAUCGACCAUCAGUCGGAGCCAGCGCUGUUCAUCCGCGCACAGCUGACGCUCGCUCGCACGGCGCAGACGUCCGAGACGCUGAAAGCGACGCGGUUCCACUCGCUCGAGACCAGGUCGUGGUACGAGGGCACACGGCCGAGCGAGGGGCGGAAAAUCUGCUCCAUCCUCGGUGCGUCGCCGCAGGUGCUGUUCAUCCUGUCCUCCAUCACCGCUCUGGUGCUCGACGGCAGGCUCGACGGCAGGCUCGACGGCGGCGACAGCACCACCCUCGCGUACGCGCAGUUCCAGGAAUCGCAGCUCCAGGCGCUGAGGCAGUGGUCCGCCGAGCCGCGAGGGCCGGAGCACGACAUACUGGUCGCAACCGCAGAGGCGUUCCGGCUUGCGGCGCUGGUGUACCUGCGGUGCCGAAUCUACGGGAUGACGCGGUUCCACCCCUCUGUGGUCGAGGCGUCCGAGGCGCUGUGCGCGCUGCUCCUCGCGCUGCCCGUCAAGGGCCCGCUGUACACGGCCAUCUACCCGGUGUGGCCGCUGUUCGUGGCGGCCGUGACGGUCAACUCGGAGAAGCGGGACCGUCUGUACCAGCACGUGGUGCCGAUUCGCGAGGGCGACAAGAACACACUGCCGGCGGUGCUGAGGCGGGUGAGCGGCAUGCGGGUGUGGCUCGCGCAGCAGGACGCGACGUGUCAGCGGAGAGACGGGUGGUGGGAGGAGAUGCUGAGCCCACGGAGUAGUACGGUCGCGUUGGGGAGGAACCUGCUGUGCUUGGGUUAGGGUCGAUGGACAUGGCCGGCAUCUACAUGGUGUGCUUCUUUUGCGGUCGCGUUGGGGAGAACCUGCUGUGUUUGGGGUGAGGGGUGAGGGGUGAGGUUGAUGGGCAUGGCUGGCGUUUUGCACGGAGUGUUUCUCUGGCGCACUUCUGUAUACCCUUGGACUUCUUGGAUUCGGUCAUCGCACCGGCGUCCUACACGAGACGUGGCGUUGUAUGUACUUGGUCCCGCCGUUGAAACAAUUCAU